This is a messenger RNA of Lycium ferocissimum, 447 nucleotides long. RefSeq lists its product as uncharacterized. Gene Ontology annotation, molecular function: nucleic acid binding. The record is from RefSeq and is a predicted model, not a curated record. The coding region runs from base 1 to 447 and encodes 148 amino acids. The transcript has a single exon. NCBI's taxonomy places the organism in Eukaryota, Viridiplantae, Streptophyta, Magnoliopsida, Solanales, Solanaceae.
AUGUGGACAAGUGAAGUGUCCAAUAAAGAGACGAAGAAGAUUCUGGAGAAAACUAUGAACGCGCAAAGAAAGCAUUGGGCAAUGAAGUUAUAUGAUGCUCUGUGGACCUAUCGAAUAGAGUAUAAAACACCUAUUGGGACUUCUCCCUACAGGUUAGUCUAUGGAAAGGCGUGUCACUUGCCUGCUGAGUUGGAGCACAAAGCUUAUUGGGCAAUCAAAAAGCUCAAUCUUGAUAUGAACUUGGCAGGCGAGAGACAGUUGUUGCAGCUGUAUAAGCUCGACAAGUUUAUACUGGGGGCGUAUGAGAACUCCAAGUUGUACAAAGAGAAAAUGAAGAGGUGGCAUGACAAACACAUUCAGUGUCAUGAAUUCGAGCCAGGGCAGCAAGUACUCUUGUUCAACUCUAGAUUGCGGUUAUUUCCUAGCAAGUUGCAGUCCCGAUGGUAG